UGGGGGGCGCCAGUCCUUCAGCGCACACGAUUGUUUCAGUUAAGCCGUGAUGCUUGCAAGCUUAUACCUUUCCACCCGCCGGAGUAGAUCGAACGACUGUAAAACAGACGAGACCCUCCGCUACUUCCACUUACUUGCAAUCGAGCUUUUUCAAAAUGGCGGCGACUUCCUCCAUCCAGCCGCCGAUCGUGCAUGCGUUAAUGCAGGAAAAUGCACUGCUUCGAAACUCCGACAGCCCUGCCGAGAAUCGACAGGAUGAAUCCACGGCAUCCGAGGGACUGACCCUGCGAUCGCUGCACCAUCUCCCGCCAGAGGAAAUCAACAGAAGGCUGGAAAAAACUCACAGGGAGCUAAGCAACAGGAGAAAAAUCUUGAUCAAGAACCUACCUCAAGACACAACUAGUCAGGAGGUCCAUGAUGUCUUGAGAUCAUAUGAGCUGAAGUACUGUUAUGUGGACAAAAACAAAGGAACAGCUUUCGUGACGCUGCUGAACGGCGAACAGGCCCAGGACGCCAUCCGCUCCUUCCACCAGCGCAGCGUGCGCGGCCGCGAGCUCACCGUGCAGCUGCAGCCCACCGACGCGCUGCUCUGCAUCACCAACCUGCCGCACGCAUUCAGCGCCGCCCAGUUUGAGGAGCUGGUGCGGGCCCAUGGCAACACAGAGCGCUGCUUCCUGGUGUACAGCGAGCGCACGGGCUACUCAAAGGGCUAUGGCUUCGUGGAGUACAUGAAGAAGGACUCCGCGUCACGGGCACGCUCCGAGCUGCUGGGCCGCCUGUUGGCCGACCGCGCGCUCAUGGUCCAGUGGGCCGACAUCAACCAAUUAACCGCCGCCCACCUGCACUCCAAGUGCCUCUGCGUGGACAAGCUGCCCCCGGACUUCUGCAACGCCGAGAAGCUUGCCCAGAUCCUUGGCAAGCGCCAUAGCCCCGUCUUCUGCCAGCUGGCUCAGGACGAAGGGAGCCACGUGAGGGGAUUCGCCGUGGUGGAGUAUGAGACUGCAGAGCAGGCCGAAGACGUGCUGAUGGAUAUGGACCGGCAGCUGCUCGGGGGCCAUGAGAUCCGCGUGUCCUUCUGCGCCCCCGGCACGUCAGGCCGCAGCACCCUGGCUGCUCUGAUAGCUGCACAGGGCGUGAUGUCCAAUAGCAGGAGAGGCCUGCUUCCCGAACCCAGCCCAGCCCAGUUGCUGGGCAGCAUGAACAACCCAGCUGCCCUGCAGGUUCUGCUCCGACCGUACCUGACCGGGGUCAAACACACAGGGAAGUUUGCGCAGCUGCAAGGCCUGCCCUUUCUGCGGCCUCCGUUCACAUCAGCACUGGUCCAGUUGGGAAAGGUUCAGCAGAAUGCCUUGCUGGGGAACAGUCUGAUGCUACAGAAUCUGCUUCAGAUGCAGCUGGCCCAGCAGCAGUUGGUGCCGAUCAAAGAGAAGCCCGUCAGCAGCGUUGUCUCACAACCCUCAGUCCCCAGCCUUCUGGGGGACCCCUCGAGAGCGCUGCUGCAGAAAGCCAUGGACCUGAUGUCCCCAGGCAAGGGCCUGCUGGGAGACUGCCCUACUGACCCAUCUCAGGAUGGAGCACACGCUGCUGCCAAAUCCUCAAGUUGUGGCUCGGGGCUUGUGCCCUACCCCCCCGGCAGGCAGAUCCUGGGCUUACCAGCCGGGGGUGAGCCAGACGGACCCCUCAUCACCGAUAAGCCGCCUUCUGGCCCCAGGGCCACGAAGCCCAUGGCCUCAGCCCUGCAGCACGCCCGCAGGAACUCCACGCUGGCUCCCAAGCCAGCAAGCACCAACGAGAACAGCACUACGGGGACGGCUGGCGACUCGGUCUCUGUUGCACCCUCCACCCUGCAGGCUCUGGCCGCCAACCAUACCUCACUGCUGGGGGAGCCACCUAAGGAACUGAAGAUCCCCACCAACCCGUACCUGAACUUGGCCAGUGUGCUCCCAGGCAUCAUUCUGCAAGCCCCUGCCAGCGGAAAAACAACGAGCGUAGCGCUGCAUGGCAAUGCGUUCGCUGGUGGGCUGGCGCUAGCGCCCAAACUCACCCCACCACUCUCAACGGCCCUGUACGGCACAGACACCCCCAUGGACUACAUGUCACAGUACGGUCCACAGUACUCCCAGGAAGCCAUUCAGCAGUGGUACCAGAACUACCAAGCCCAGGCCUACAGCGGUGCCCCCCAGGACAGCGACUAUGGGAAGCAGCAGGAGCGGGAUGUUGGCACCACGUCGUAUGGGGAUUAUGGCGCAUACAUGCAGACCAUCAAUCAGUGCUACUCACACACACACAUGUCCGUGCAGGACUUCCCUCACAGGGACACCACCAAGGAGGCUGAUUUGUCCAAAACCUCGAUGACCAACACGCUGCAGUCUGUCGGUAACGGCAGUGCUCCGUACAAUGCUGUGCCCGUUAUGCCAACCUACGGGGGUAUUCAGCACAUCACUCCAGCAUCAGUCGCGUUAUCCCACUCAGCACAGGCUACCGCAGACUGGAGUCAGUACUACUAUAACCAGAGUCAGACACGGGCACUCAAGCGGGACUUUCCAACUCUGCAGGAAGGACCUCCAGACAGGCCCCUUGUAGGGCAGCCCUCCCGGGGCUCGGGAGCCCUCUAUGCAGACCAGCACAAGAAGAAGAGGAUAUAGUCGAUCCUUCUGGUAGCUUGAGCCAUCUAUGUGCUGUCGGUACUCGCUCCCUCUGCUUACUCCGGGCCUUUCUCAUGGUCUCCUCUUUACACGCUUUAACGUUUAAUAGUAUAUAAUUGUGUAUAAUGCUCUCUUUGUGUUUGUGAACCUGCAGUCUUCCUGUGGGAUGUGUGUCCAUGUCCUUUCCUCUUCCCAGGAAUGUUUUCAUUUUCUUCCUAAAGGGAAAUAAAAAGUCCCUAAUAAGAAUGUAACUUUUUUUAUUAUUUAAUGUAAUUAUAAAGCACUGGUAUCCCUUGACAAUUUUCCGCCUUAGAUUAUAUUUGAACAAAAUCCUUUAAUGUGUUUCCUCCGUAAUUAUGACACCGUUGCUCAGCCGCAAUGACUUGAUGAGCAUCGAGAAAGGCUGCUUCCGUUCAAAGCUGGUGUUCUAAGACCAAGAAAUAACAGGAUUGGUGACAUCUUCAGUGGGGACCUUCACAGGUUAAAGGUUUUGUGGGGACGUCGGAGCUCUGCUUUCCCCAUAAACCUGCCUGCUGAGGGACAGACUGCCCCCUUUUUACAGCACUUUAGCAUUGAGGUUCUCUGGUGACAUCCUCAAGUUCACUUUGGGUGAGUUUGAAAUCUGAAAAUGUGAUACAAUUUGAUGUCUAUGGAGCAUUUUCUACCUGCUCAAACCUCCAGUCACAUUUGUAAUCUAACUAUAUUAAAAAUACAGUACUAUUGUA
Messenger RNA from Brienomyrus brachyistius, 3370 nucleotides. RefSeq names its product ribonucleoprotein PTB-binding 2-like. Gene Ontology annotation, cellular component: cytosol. Gene Ontology annotation, molecular function: mRNA binding. The coding region runs from base 156 to 2645 and encodes 829 amino acids. The transcript has 15 exons. The record is from RefSeq and is a predicted model, not a curated record. NCBI's taxonomy places the organism in Eukaryota, Metazoa, Chordata, Actinopteri, Osteoglossiformes, Mormyridae.